Letharia columbiana is the source of this 447-nucleotide messenger RNA. RefSeq lists its product as uncharacterized. Bases 1 to 447 code for a protein of 148 amino acids. The transcript has a single exon. NCBI's taxonomy places the organism in Eukaryota, Fungi, Ascomycota, Lecanoromycetes, Lecanorales, Parmeliaceae. The record is from RefSeq and is a predicted model, not a curated record.
AUGCCUCUCAACAGCAGCCCUAUUCCCGGCUUCUCAGCAGAGCAAGUCCGCUCCAUUACCAAGCUCAUAGAAGACGUGCUCGACAAGGCACUUGACAAGCGAUUUGGACCACUGCAGCCACAGCAAAAGCAAGCAGCCAUUCCGCCAAAGCCGGCACAGCCACCGAAGCAGGAACAAGAGCAUAGGCCACUACCACGGGCAAAUACGGAGAAAACUGCGAAGAAGAACAAGAGCACGGGCAGCAGCAGUCCUAUUCAAGCGGGCACACUCUCCACAAUUCCACGCCAGGCCACUAUGCAUAAGUGCGGAGAGCCUUCCCCUCGCCUCAGCAAUACACCAGUUUUCGCCACCCCUCUCGCCUCUCUUCUUACCUCUCUUCUCGCUCUCGCCUCUCCGCUCGACUACACUCGAUUUGCGAAGGAUAUGGAGGCUAUAGGCCAAGGAUAG